This is a messenger RNA of Seminavis robusta, 390 nucleotides long. The record is from the annotation of a GenBank genome assembly. Lineage: Eukaryota; Bacillariophyta; Bacillariophyceae; Naviculales; Naviculaceae.
AUGUGCUCACCACUCGACGAAUUCACGGCUACCAGCUGGGGUAAUGAUAAGCUUCGCAUGUUUCUGGUUGUCCAAGACAACGCCGCGGGUCGAAGCUCGUUUCAAAUGGAAAGAAAGAGAAUCACUCGAUGGCACAGCUGGAGAGCUUCUCUCGCCCGAGAGGUUGCGUCGGUAACACCAGCUGAAGCCAGUACAGUGAUCGACGAACCCCCUCAGGCACCUCGACGUCGUGCCAGUUUGACAGAAGACGAAUCAAUGUCAUUGAAGGAGCUUCAAGAGAAGGAGUGUAUUGGGAGUGAAUCAAGCUGUCUUUUGUGCACAAGUGCCCGACUAUCACCCGAGAGAAAGCCGCAUGGCAAGUCAAAAACCUACUCGGCAAUGUCAGCAUAA